Messenger RNA from Trachemys scripta elegans, 1957 nucleotides. RefSeq names its product popeye domain containing 2 (gene POPDC2). Gene Ontology annotation, cellular component: sarcolemma. Lineage: Eukaryota; Metazoa; Chordata; Testudines; Emydidae. The transcript has 4 exons. The coding region runs from base 450 to 1520 and encodes 356 amino acids. Gene Ontology annotation, molecular function: cAMP binding. The record is from RefSeq and is a predicted model, not a curated record.
UCCCUGCUGCUCUCUCACAGUCUCUAUUUUCACUCCUGGAGGGUUGGGGAGAGUGAAAGCAACAGGAGCUCUUUCCAAUCCCAUUCUCUGAUGAGUUCUCUAGCUGAAUCCCUCUCCUUACUCUGUGACUGAACUCUUCGGACCUCUUUCCCUGCUCCGUCUCCUGAAGGCAGUUAGUGGGGGAAGCCAUCUGGCAGGACCGUGCACCUCACCAACAGCAAAGAGAAAAAUAAGCCAUUUGGAUUCUCCAGCUUGGUGGUUUUUUUUUUUUGGUACGAACAAGUUUAAAGUUUUUUUUUAAAAUGUUGCUCUGAAGGGCGUUCCAGUGGGACCAGUGAGCUCCAGGGAGAGGAGCUGCCAGGCGGCUCCGAUUACAGCUAUCUCUGUAAUUUUUAUAUGACAAUACAUUUGUAAAGCAGGACGGCUGGGAGGGUGGGGAAAGGGGAAGGAUGAGCAGAAACAGCUCCCCUUGGGACCAGCUACUUUUUCAGCCCCCUUUAUGCGAGGGCUGGAAGCAGAAUGUUGAGGGAGCAGCCUAUCACCUGGGCAAUUGCAUCCUCCUCCUAGGCUACAUGGGGGGAAGUGGGAUCUUUGGCUCCAUCUAUAUCUUCAGCCUUCUGGCCACUGGCUACAUCUGCUAUGCUCUGUGGGGCUGGCUGAAUGCCUGUGGACUAGACAUCUUCAUCUGGAAUAUGCUGCUGGUCAUGGCCUGCAUACUUCAGCUGGCUCACCUGAUAUACCGGCUCCACAAGCACACCUUCUUGGAAGAGUUUGACCUCCUCUACAAGACCCUCUGCCAGCCCUUGCAUGUGCCCUUUGAGGUCUACAAAGAGAUUGUGAAAUGCUGCGAAGAAAAGGUCCUGUCACUGGCCAGAGACCAGAACUACGCUGUGGAGGGCAAGACACCCAUCAACCGCCUGUCUCUGCUGCUCUCUGGCAGGGUCAGAGUGAGCCAGGAUGGACAGUUCCUGCACUAUGUCUUCCCCUACCAGUUCCUGGACUCCCCAGAGUGGGAGUCACUGCGACCUUCCGAGGAGGGAACGUUCCAGGUCACGUUGACAGCAGAGACGGACUGCAGUUAUAUCACCUGGCCAAGGAGGAAGCUCUACCUCCUCUUGGCAAAAGAUCGCUACAUCGCCCGCCUUUUCUCGGCCUUCCUUGGCUACGACAUCUCGGAGAAAUUGUAUGCCCUCAACGAUAAGCUCUUCGCUAAGUUCGGCCUGCGCUUUGACAUCCGCUUACCCAGCCUCCACCACGUCCUGGGACCCGCCUCCUCAGAGGCUGAGGCCGAGAAGGAGCUGUAUGAGUGGGAGGAGCUGGCCGUGCCCCAUCGUCCGAUGCCUACCUUUGUCCAGACAGCUGCCUCAGCCCCACCUCCUCCUCCUUCUGCCCACCCCAAGGUGCCCCGGCCUGACAGUGCCCUGCUGGGUGAGGACUCUACCAGUCUUGUGUUGGAAGAUUUUGCUGAGUUGUCAGGGUCUUUUAUGGACUAUGUAAGCGAAGGGGAGUAUAUGAAGUGAGGGCACUUCUAACGUGGGCACACGUCACCCUGUGUGGGAUCCCCAUCUUCUGGAAGCCUUACCCGGAGUUACCCCUGUGCCCUCUUCAAAGGACGAGCCCCUCUGGCUCCCACCCAGACCCCAGAACUCUAGGGCACAACAGUUGGUUUUGAUCAGGAAAACCCACGCAUGAGUGUAUGCUCACACACCUCUAACCAGAAAGACACUCAUUAACAUGCAUACAUGUCCACACAACACUCCUGCAAGCACAUGAAGUAUCUGCAUGAGACUGAAGUGUGAUGGCUGGACACCUUCCACACCACAUUCUGUUCACCUGCAGUGGCACAAGGGAUGUCUGGGUGUUCCUUUUUGUAUUCUGGUCUUUCACCCCCAUGGUCUGUUAACAGCUCUGUUAUCAGUUCCAUUAAAUGUGUUGGAAACACAGUGGUAUUAGCCUG